This is a messenger RNA of Penicillium brasilianum, 1111 nucleotides long. Lineage: Eukaryota; Fungi; Ascomycota; Eurotiomycetes; Eurotiales; Aspergillaceae. The record is from the annotation of a GenBank genome assembly.
GGCCGAACUGACUCCGGUGGUAAACUUGGCGAACAGCACUCUCUACGACCUGUUCUGCUUCUCCUGCUGCUGUCGCGUUCGCUCUAACACCACAACGAGCUUCACUCACGAUCCGGACUCCCUUCCUGUCGCAAUCGACCGAUCCUCACACCCGAGAACCACGUCACAAAGAGCACAUCGCAGGCUGCCACCAUGUCGUGGGCAGGUUUCAAGAAAAAUGUCAACCGCGCUACGACGCAGGUUAUGAUGAAGACUGGUCAUGUCGAGCGGACAAAUGACCGAGACUAUGAGAUUGAGGAGCGGCGUUACCGGACAAUGGAGGCCGCGGCGAACCGGCUGCAAAAGGAGGCCAAGGGGUAUUUGGAUUCAUUGCGAGCCAUGACCGCCUCUCAGAUGCGAAUUGCAGAGACCAUCGACGCUUUCUACGGUGACGCCGGUACUCGCGACGGUGUAAGCCGAAGCUAUAAGCAGGCCGUAGAGGACCUCGACGCUGAGACCAUCAAGGCUCUUGACGGGCCAUACCGAACCACCGUCCUCGAACCAAUCUCUCGCUUCUGCGCCUACUUCCCGGACGUCAAUGAAUGCAUCAAAAAGCGCAACCACAAACUCCUCGACUAUGACGCCAUGCGCGCCAAAGUCAAGAAGCUAGUCGAAAAGCCCGAUAAGGACGCCACCAAGCUUCCCCGCACCGAGCGCGAGACCGAAAUGGCCAAGCAAGCCUACGAGCAACUCAACGAGCAACUCUUUACCGAACUCCCCCAGCUCAUCGACCUGCGCGUGCCGUACCUUGACCCCAGUUUCGAGGCGCUGGUCAAGAUUCAGCUGCGCUUUUGCGCAGAGGCGUACUCGCGUAUGGCUCAGGUGCAGCAGUACUUGGAUGCGGAGACAAGAGAUCAGUACGCGCGGGGUGAUUUGGAUAAUCGGGUUGAGGAGGUGCUGCAGGAGAUUCGGGAGUUGAGUAUAGCAGGGACCGUUUGAGGAAUGAUGGUGGUGGGGGUUUGAUAAUAAUGGAGUACUAACUGUUCGCAUAUUGGGGUUAUGUGCUUUCUCAUCUUUAUGUUGGCUGUCUUUUACCUUUGCCUGUUUAUUUUGUGCUCCUCGCAACCUGACG